CUCUCACGGUUUUGCGCUGCCGCUCGCUCGCACACUCUCGCGUGUUUUCCGAGGGGCUACUGGCCUGUGUUGAGGGCGGAGAGGGGAGAUUGAGUGGGUGGGCUCUGCCUGUGCAGAGCCGAGGGCGAUUCUUCCCGGCCGCGGUAGUUCUUUGGGGGUUCUCUCAGGUCGUCCUGACCAUUCUUCCUAACGGUUGAUUGGGGACAAUCGCUAAAGGCUUUUUUUUUUUUUUCACUUGCUCCGCCCUCUUCCGGUUCGGCCUCCGGUGGCCUCUAAGGGGAAGGGAAGAUGGCGGGGCUGUGCGAGAACGCCGUGCGCAGGCGCGAGCCCGAGUGCGCUCUUGUGCGUGCACGCGCAUGCGCGCGCUCCUGCGUUUAAGAAGCCGGAGUGUUGGGAGAUGAGCCGGGUAGUCAAGUCUUCUGCGAGUGGUACUAGAUCGACUGUGCGCCGACUCCCCACCUACCCUUUUCUGCCUUAUCCGUCAGCCUCCGUUCGUUCACUGCAGGACCACGCACGAAAGUUAAAACAAAAUGAAGAUUUUUUCUGAAUCUCAUAAAACAGUGUUUGUUGUGGAUCACUGCCCAUACAUGGCAGAAUCAUGUAGACAGCAUGUGGAAUUUGAUAUGCUGGUGAAGAAUAGGACCCAAGGCAUCAUCCCUUUGGCUCCCAUCUCCAAAUCCUUGUGGACUUGCUCAGUAGAAUCUUCCAUGGAAUAUUGUAGAAUAAUGUAUGACAUAUUUCCUUUCAAAAAACUGGUGAAUUUCAUUGUGAGUGACUCCGGAGCACAUGUUUUAAACUCUUGGACUCAAGAAGACCAAAACUUACAGGAGCUAAUGGCAGCACUAGCUACUGUGGGGCCUCCUAACCCUCGGGCAGAUCCAGAGUGCUGCAGCAUUCUGCAUGGUCUUGUUGCAGCAGUGGAAACCCUUUGCAAAAUUACUGAAUACCAACAUGAGGCUCGCACUUUACUCAUGGAGAAUGCAGAACGAGUUGGGAAUAGAGGACGGAUAAUCUGCAUUACAAAUGCAAAAAGUGACAGUCAUGUACGGAUGCUCGAAGACUGUGUCCAGGAAACAAUUCAUGAGCAUAACAAGCUUGCUGCAAACUCAGAUCAUCUCAUGCAGAUUCAAAAAUGUGAGUUGGUCUUGAUUCACACCUACCCAGUUGGUGAAGAUAGCCUUGUGUCUGAUCGUCCUAAAAAAGAGUUGUCCCCAGUUUUGACCAGUGAAGUCCACAGUGUCCGAGCUGGGCGGCACCUUGCUACCAAGUUGAAUGUUCUAGUACAGCAGCAUUUUGACUUGGCUUCAACGACCAUCACAAACAUUCCUAUGAAGGAAGAGCAACAUGCCAACACAUCUGCCAACUAUGACGUGGAGCUUCUUCAUCACAAAGACGCACAUGUAGAUUUCCUGAGAAGUGGUGACAGCCACUCGGGAGGCAGCAGCAGAGAAGGGCCAUUUAAAGAGACAGUAACCCUGAAGUGGUGCACACCCAGGACCAACAGCAUCGAAUUACACUAUUGCACUGGAGCUUACCGAAUCUCACCUGUCGAUGUAAAUAGUAGGCCUUCCUCCUGCCUCACUAAUUUCCUCCUCAAUGGUCGAUCUGUGUUGCUGGAGCAGCCACGAAAGUCAGGUUCCAAAGUCAUCAGUCACAUGCUUAGCAGCCAUGGAGGAGAGAUCUUUUUGCAUGUCCUUAGCAGUUCUCGAUCCAUUCUAGAAGAUCCGCCUUCAAUUAGUGAGGGCUGCGGAGGAAGAGUUACAGACUACCGGAUUACAGAUUUUGGUGAAUUUAUGAGGGAAAACAGGUUAACUCCUUUUCUAGACCCCAGAUAUAAAAUGGAUGCAAGUCUAGAGAUUCCGUUGGAACGUGCAAAGGACCAGUUAGAAAAGCACACCCGUUACUGGCCCAUGAUUAUUUCACAGACCACCAUUUUCAACAUGCAAGCGGUAGUUCCAUUAGCUGGUGUCAUUGUGAAAGAGUCUUUGACAGAAGAGGAUGUAUUAAACUGUCAGAAGACUAUAUACAACUUAGUUGAUAUGGAAAGGAAGAACGAUCCUCUUCCCGUGUCUACAGUUGGUACCAGAGGAAAGGGACCUAAAAGAGAUGAACAGUACCGGAUCAUGUGGAAUGAACUAGAGACUCUUGUCAGAGCCCACAUCAGCAACUCUGAGAAGCAUCAGAGAGUCUUGGAGUGUCUGAUGGCGUGUAGGAGCAAACCCCCAGAAGAAGAAGAACGGAAGAAGCGAGGGAGGAAGAGGGAGGACAGGGAGGACAAGUCGGAACAAGCGGGGAAGGAGCACGGCACAGAAAAGCCCCGGCCGGACACAGACAGAUUGAAAGGGAUUUUAGAACGAGGGAAAGAAGAGUUGGCUGAAGCAGAAGUCAUAAAGGACUCACCUGAUUCUCCGGAACCUCCAAACAAAAAGCCCCUUGUUGACAUGGAUGAGACACCACACAUGGAAAAGUCUAAAGGGCCAGUGUCCUUAUUAUCCUUGUGGAGUAACAGAAUAAACACUGCCAAUUCCAGAAAGCACCAGGAGUUUGCUGGGCGUUUGAACUCUGUCAAUAACAGAGCAGAGCUAUAUCAACACCUUAAGGAGGAAAAUGGGAUGGAGACAACAGAAAAUGGGAAAGCCAGCCGCCAGUGAAGAGUGACUUGAGAAACUAAAUUUAGUAUAUUGUGAAAAAUAUUUUGGGCAGAAUUUGAUAUAAGUACUUUUACAGCAAGAUUGUAUAGCUAUGUUGCCUGGACUGGUUUUUACAUUUUUAAUGAAUUUCAACAAAUUAUCUUUUUUGUACUAAUUCUAAGAUUGGCAGAGUCAAAAUAUAUACAUUGGAGAUUUGCCCUCCCAGACCACACAGUUUAUUUUGUGGAAAAAGGUGUUCCCUCUGGAAAUGUUUUUUAAAAAAUUCUUAGGCUUCUUUUUGCCAAAUAAAACUAUUAAAAUGUUUGAAAUGCAAA
Messenger RNA from Arvicanthis niloticus (Nile rat), 2965 nucleotides. RefSeq names its product integrator complex subunit 13 (gene Ints13). Gene Ontology annotation, biological process: centrosome localization; regulation of mitotic cell cycle. Lineage: Eukaryota; Metazoa; Chordata; Mammalia; Rodentia; Muridae. Gene Ontology annotation, cellular component: integrator complex. The record is from RefSeq and is a predicted model, not a curated record.